CGGAGGAUUGUCAGGAUGAUUAUGAUGAGGAAUGUAAUAUGGUCCAUAGUGACAACUAUCAGACAAUCUCUAAGGUUGGACACAGAAAAUUUCGCAUGGGGUAGUGAAGGAUGUGCUCGUAAAACCAGGAUCAUUGAUGUUGUUUACAACGCCAGUAACAAUGAAUUGGUCCGUACCAAGACCUUAGUUAAGAAUUUUAUUGUUGUCAUUGAUGCGACUCCGUUCAGGCAAUAUUAUGAAAGUCAUUAUAUGCUACCUUUGGGACGCAAGAAGGGAGCUAAAUUGACUCCUGAAGAAGAAGCCGUUUUCAGUAAGAAGAUAGAAAAGAAAUAUGAAAUAAGAAAGAAGACUGCUAAAGUAGAACCAGGCAUUGAGGAACAAUUCUUAACUGGUAGAUUAUUAGCAUGUUUAGCUUCUAGACCUGGACAAUAUGGACGUGCUGAUGGAUAUAUUUUGAAAGGCAAAGAACUUGAAUUUUACAUCAAGAAAAUCAAGUCGAAAAAUCUAAUCUAUCGACGAGCUCCAUAUGACCACUUUCAAGGUUUUCUCGCAUGAAGGCAUGAUAAGCAU
This is a messenger RNA of Harmonia axyridis, 570 nucleotides long. Its product is annotated as 40S ribosomal protein S8-like. Gene Ontology annotation, molecular function: structural constituent of ribosome. Gene Ontology annotation, biological process: maturation of SSU-rRNA from tricistronic rRNA transcript (SSU-rRNA, 5.8S rRNA, LSU-rRNA); translation. The transcript has a single exon. Gene Ontology annotation, cellular component: cytosolic small ribosomal subunit; ribosome. NCBI's taxonomy places the organism in Eukaryota, Metazoa, Arthropoda, Insecta, Coleoptera, Coccinellidae. The record is from RefSeq and is a predicted model, not a curated record. The coding region runs from base 16 to 555 and encodes 179 amino acids.